Messenger RNA from Aspergillus alliaceus, 1034 nucleotides. RefSeq lists its product as uncharacterized. Bases 265 to 879 code for a protein of 204 amino acids. Gene Ontology annotation, molecular function: iron ion binding; oxidoreductase activity, acting on paired donors, with incorporation or reduction of molecular oxygen; heme binding. The record is from RefSeq and is a predicted model, not a curated record. The transcript has a single exon. NCBI's taxonomy places the organism in Eukaryota, Fungi, Ascomycota, Eurotiomycetes, Eurotiales, Aspergillaceae.
GGAUUACAGGGUGGGAGUGCCUGUUCAACAAGUUUCCAACGUAGUUAUGGGCGUACAGUGGUUUUAUCCGCAAGUAGUUGAUUAUGAUAGCCUACAAAGAAAACCUAAACCUAGUAAUUCGAGUCUGUAUUACGAAGGAAGUCAAUGGGGAGUUUCCACAGAAACUGAGUUCGGUAUAGAAAGCGAUAUCGCUUUGUUGCUAGAGCUAUACAUAAAUAGCAGGUGUUGCCGACUGAUAGCAAUGGUAUUUCAUUCCUCUUUACAAUGUCUGGAUCCAUCUCACAGAUAAUGAUUGAUUACCUUAAUGACUUCGUCUCCUCUUCUAUUCAAUUCAUUGUCCUGACUUCUUUUACCUUACUCUUUAUUCGCAUUCUGCACCGGACAGUCUUCUAUCCUGCAUACUUGACACCCUUAUGGGCGCUCCCUACCCCACCAAAUCGUUCUUGGACCAGGGGAAGCUAUACCCUGGCUCCUGUGUCAUCGCAUAUUGCACAUCUAAGACAUUGGAGCGCAACGGUGCUGAACAGUGGUCUCAUUCGAUAUUACCUGCCCGGAAAUGAGGAGAGAGUAUUGGUGACCAGUGUGGAAGCCCUCAAUGAUAUCCUUGUUUUGAAAGCUACCCACUUUGUGAAACCAGACGUUGUCAGGCAACGUCUGUCUUACAUCGCUGGCAAUGGGCUGUUGCUAGCUGAAGGAGAGACUCAUAAAGUGCGUGAUCCCAUUCAAAUGAAUUUUGUGUAUUUAUGUUUGAAUCAAUCCCUGAGACCCAAGAGCAUAGAUACAACGGAAAAGCCUGAUGCCUGCCUUUUCUUUUCGUCAUAUCAAAAAUCUAUACCCCAUUUUCUGGGCCAAAGCAGUCGAUUUGGCAGACUGUCUUGAGAAGGAGUUGAAUGACGUGAGCAUCAGCGAAUCUAGCAAAUCGGACGUGAUCGAAGUCAAGAAGUGGGCUACUCGCGCGACACUAGAUAUCAUCGGCCUUGCCGGGCUGGGCCAUGAUUUUGACUCGCUGCGAAGCCCCAACAAUGCCCUUAGUC